AUGUCCGCCGCCGACCCGGAUUCAACACUACCCCCCGUGGCCAUACAAAAUAAUUCCGUCAUGCUGCCGAAUGGGACCGGGAAAGCUGCAGCCGUCGCGCCAAAGUUGAGCGACGACGACCAUGUCGAGAUGGAGGAUAUGCUGCCUCCAGGGCCGGAACAUAGCCCCGAGGAGGACAUCAUGCAUCUGGCGCGGGUCGGAGAUAUCCAAGGGAUUGAAAGGCUGUACCAGAGUGGGAAGUUUGAGCCUACGCAUUGCGAUGCGGAGGGAAUUACGCCGUUACAUUGGGCGGCAAUCAACAACCAGUAUGCAAUGUGCCAAUUCCUUCUGAAGGCCGGAGCCGAUGUCAAUAAGAAGGGAGGCGAGUCGGUGGCGACGCCGGCGAUGUGGGCGGCGCAACGGUGCCAUUAUUACACGGUUCAUCUCUUACUCGAACAUGGCGCGGACCCUCUCAUUUCAGACGUCCAAGGCUACAAUAUCCUCCAUCUGGCGACAUUUGAGGGUAACCUAUUCCUACUGGUCUUACUGUUACAUCAGAAUAUCAAUGUGGAUAUACCGGAUAGCCACGGCCACACCUGUUUGAUGUGGGCUGCGUAUAAGGGAUUCCCGGCAUGCGUGGACCUGUUUCUCAGAUGGGGCGCGGACGUUCACGCGGUAGACGAAACUGGAUUUACAUCCUUACAUUGGGCACUUGUGAAGGGAUCUCAAGGUUGCAUACAGAAGUUGGUCGAGUAUGGCUCUGAUCGGUUUGCCGAGACGUCGACAGGCAAGACGCCAGCUAUUACUGCAGAGGAGAUGAAGACGCAGAGGAUCUGGCACCGCGCUUUGAAAGAGUGUGGAUUCGAUGAGGAUGCGAUGCCCAGGGCUAUCGAAUUCCCCAUGUCCUCGUGGCUGGUGAAAAAUAAUCGAGGAUUCAUGACUAGGUUCUUCUUUUUCUGGCCGUGGAUGGUGGUUUGGGUCAUGAUCAUGAUCUCGAGUCAUAUGGUGGUGUUUGCGGGCGUGCCAUUUGCUUUAUUGGCGGGCUAUUCGUUGCAGUGGGUGGCCACAUCGAUAAUGGAGUACGCUCCAUCUGAUAUGAGGCAUCUUCAUAAAACUCCCUGGCUGGCAGGCAUAUUUGCAGGAACUCUUUUCUGGGUAGGCUUGAGGUGGUUUUCCAACAUCCUUCCAGUUACCUAUUCGUCAAUGCCAUUCAGCAACAUCGUGUUUGGGGCGCUGUACAGUCUAUGCGGAUACUUCUACUUCUGCACGAUGCUCUACGAACCUGGCUUUGUUCCCAAAUUGGGAGGUCUCACAGAGCAAAAGGCCGUAAUUGACGAAUUACUAGCGCUGUGGAAGUUCGACGAAAGCAACUUCUGCGUUCCAUGUAUGGUGCGACAACCGCUGAGAAGCAAACACUGUAAGCGAUGUAAUCGUUGUGUUGCGAAGCAUGAUCACCAUUGCCCAUGGGUGUACAACUGCAUUGGUGUCAACAACCACCGCCACUUCUUCCUAUACCUGAUUACCCUCGAGGCUGGUCUGGGCUUUCUAGUCAGAAUCACACUCGGAUACUACGCAAUCAUCUCUCCCGACGCAUCUCCGAGCUGCAACGUUCUCGCGGAAUCCCUCUGCCGCGUCGUGAACUCCGACCCCUACACUCUCGUUUUGAUGGUCUGGGGCAUCCUCCAGCUCUCCUGGGUCACAAUGCUCAUGUUCGUUCAACUCGUGCAAGUAUCGCGGGCCUUGACGACCUGGGAGAAUAUGAAGGGCUCCCACCACGGGCACUACUCCAGCAAAGCUUCCGAGGCCAUCACCUCCGCCCUCACGACCGGCACCGCCUCUCGCGCCGGCGCCCAAAUCGGCAGUACAGGCCUCGGUCCUGAUCCUGCAUUGCCGCCUAGCCACUCCCCACAUGCCCAUCACCAUAAAUCCGGAUGUUUUGCGCAGUGGAAGAAAAUUCUUGGCGUCGACACUUUUGUUGAGACGGCGCUGGAUUACAAGGGCGGCAAGAAUGCGCGGGCGAAUCGCAAUCCGUUUUCGAGAGGGUGUAUGGGGAAUUGCAAGGACUUUUGGUGUGAUCCCGCCCCGAUAUUUGGCAAGAGGGAGAAUGGGUCUGCGAUGCUGGGUGGGCAGGUGGUGAAUUACACGACGAUGUAUGAGACGCCGAGACUGAUGAGUGCGAGGAGGGCCGGGGGUGGGAACGGGGUUGGGAUUGGGGGGCAGUAUGAGAGCGUGCCUAGUGAGGAUGUUUGA
This is a messenger RNA of Drepanopeziza brunnea f. sp. 'multigermtubi' MB_m1, 2229 nucleotides long. RefSeq lists its product as uncharacterized. Gene Ontology annotation, biological process: protein palmitoylation. Gene Ontology annotation, molecular function: palmitoyltransferase activity; protein binding. Gene Ontology annotation, cellular component: Golgi membrane. The record is from RefSeq and is a predicted model, not a curated record. Lineage: Eukaryota; Fungi; Ascomycota; Leotiomycetes; Helotiales; Drepanopezizaceae.